AAGAGAGAUCAGCUGACCGAGACGCUGUUGAUGGUCAUGUGACAGCAGGACGCGGAUCUGAAGAGGCGAGCGGUUUUAAAUCAUAGCAUGUCCGCUUAUCUGUCCGCUUCUGAGCUGUCAUAGCAUCCCGGGCUUCAGGUAUGGACUUCUUGGUGUUAAUAUAGUAGAUCGUUUAUAGUACAUCGUUUAACUGUGCUGACGAGCGUGUAGAUGCAGUGUCUCCGCAGGGAAGCGUUUGAUCAGUGAAGCUAUCAGUGGCAAAUUACACCCCACCAAAGCAAGCAUGGCCUCCGAUAUCAACUAUCAGGAUGGCCCAGACCUUUCUAGAAGAGAUGUGAGCCCUGUUGAAGAUGAACCCAAUCAUUCACCCGCUUCCCUACGACAGACAGAAUAUGAACGAAUCGGAGGAAGAACAGGAUCCUCGUUUUUUCAGACUAUAAUUCAUUUACUUAAAGGAAAUAUUGGUACAGGACUCCUCGGCUUGCCUCUGGCUGUCAAGAAUGCAGGACUCCUGGUGGGGCCGUUAAGUCUUCUGGCUAUGGGAAUCGUGGCUAUACAUUGCAUGAACCUCCUUGUGAAAUGUGCACAUCAUCUAAGUGUAAAGAUGGGCAAGCCCUUUCUUUCCUACGGAGAUGCAGUGGAGUAUGGCAUGGAGAACGUGUCGUGGCUGAGCAGACACUCUGUGUGGGGAAGGCGUGUGGUGAACCUGUUCCUCAACAUAACCCAGCUGGGCUUCUGCUGCGUUUACUUUGUGUUCCUCAGCGACAAUGUCAAACAGGUGGUUGAGACUGCAAACGGGACGACCGGGAACUGUCACAACAACGAAACCGCAGUGAAUGUCCCCAGCUACGACUCUCGCCUCUACAUGCUCUUCUUCCUGCCCUUUAUCAUCGUGUUGGUGUUUAUCCGCAACCUCAAGUACUUGGCCCCUCUGUCGUUUGUAGCAAACAUUUCCAUGUGUGUCAGCCUGGUCCUCAUAUACUACUACUGUCUGACGAAUAUUCCAUACCCUAUCAACCUCCCGCUGGCAGGAAGAGCAGUUGACUAUCCUCUCUUCUUUGGAACAGCAAUUUUCGCCUUUGAGGGAAUUGGAGUUGUGCUACCACUUGAGAACAAGAUGCAGAAUCCCAGAAACUUCCCCACGGUCCUGUAUCUCGGCAUGGGCAUCGUCACCACCCUCUAUAUCACCCUGGGCACCAUCGGCUACAUUGGCUUCGGAGAGCAUAUUCGGGGCAGCAUCACAUUGAACUUACCGUUGUGCUGGUUAUAUCAGACCGUGAAGCUGCUGUACUCUUUUGGGAUCUACAUCACUUAUGCGCUGCAGUUCUACGUGUCAGCAGAGAUCCUGAUCCCGCCGGUGGUGGCGCGCUGUGGUCCCAGAUGGACGUUGAUGGUGGACCUCGGCAUCCGCGUGGCUCUCGUAGCCCUCACAUGUGCUCUGGCCAUAUUGAUCCCGGAGCUUGACCUGGUCAUCUCUCUGGUGGGCUCCGUGAGCAGCAGCGCUCUGGCCCUCAUCAUCCCUCCCCUGCUUCAGAUCAUCACCUUCCAUAAUGAAGACAUGAAGCUGUGGGAGAUGGUCAAGAACAUCGCCAUCAGUCUCAUUGGCUUUGUGGGCUUUGUGGCAGGGACGUACAUCUCCAUCCAGGAGAUUGUGGCACGGAACAGCAGCAGACACAACAGCACAUACCUGAAUGUAGGGUGAUUAAAUGAUUAAAUGUAGGCCGUGGGUAUCCGCUGUAUCAUUUACUCACUACAUGCUCCUUGAUUUCUGCUCAGUUCUGCUUGGGAUUCUUCUUUCUGAACAAAGAACUCAUUUUUACAAAAUCUUUUGGCUCAAACAGCCUUUUAUUCCAAUUUUAAGGUGAAAAUUAAUGGAAUAAUAUCUAUAUUGCUUAUUUUAAUGUCUUGUUUACAGUGUUUCAAUGCCUUGAACAGGUUCACGUGUCGUUUACUCAUUCGGAGUAGUUGCAAUUGGAAAGAAGGGAAGUGAACAGUAAUUUCUGUUUGUAACUGUGUUUUUGUAUUCUUAGGGCUCUUGUUUUAAAGACAAAAGGCGAGUUAUUUACUUCUGCAUAUUACACACAGACUCAACCUAGACUUGAUUGUAAAUAUGUGGAAAAUCCAAUCAAAGUGCACACAUUUGCACAAUUACACAAUACCCAGUACCUCUCAGUCUCUACCAAUUAAAAGCUUAGUCAGAACAAUGGUCUUUAAACAAUGUUAUCUGCACUGUGUCUGCUGUUCUAGUUUUUUAAAUUGAUUUAUAUUUUUAAGUAAUGUUUUAUAGGUUUAUUUGUGCCAUCUCACACAUCAAAUGCCGUCAGUGAGUCAUCAUGCAGAGAAAUCUGUUGAUAUAACUUGAUUAGUUUUUUCAUCUACCAGCUGUAGUUUUUGCCAGUAUAUAGCCAGAUUUCCUUUCAAAUGUGCAGUAAAUAAUUUUUUGUAAACAGGCUCCAGAUCUCAUGAUGUUUCGCACACACAAAACAGUUCAAGUUCUGGCAAACCAACAGAAGUGUGUUUUAACUGGAUGCAUGUUGAGGAACUUUAGUUUUAAAACACUUGUACUGUUGUGUCAAACACACUUUUUACUGAGGUACUUGAAUUUUAUUUUAUUUUUUUUAGUUGUAUGAAAUUGCUAUAUAAAUAUAUAUAUACUGUUGGCAGUGCCAGAGUUAUUGACUGGAGUUUUUUUUAUAUAAUUUACGGUAAUUUUUAAGUUGCACUCAAAUGCUUCUUUUGUAAUUGCAGUGUUACUUGUUUUGACUUUGUGAUUUCAUGAAUUUUUGCCUUAUUGUACAUAGAGUAUGCUGUAGGUCAUUUAUUCAUGCUCCCCUUGCUGAAAAUGAACAUUUCUACUUUAAAAUAGAUCAAAUAUGUAAAGGUGAGAUUCUACAAACAGAUAAGCAUCACAUUGCUCAUUUUUGUAUAUUACUAGUUCAUUUAUUUGUUAAUCAUCAACAUGAGAGUUUUGAGAUCCACCUGUUGGGUUGCGUCAUGUGUCUUUCUAGUUUAUGUAAAACAGCAGGCCUUGAGAGCUGCAAUGUGCUCUGUGUUUAAAUUAAAGAUGUUACUGCCUCUUC
Molecule: messenger RNA, 3080 nt
Organism: Cyprinus carpio (common carp)
Lineage: Eukaryota; Metazoa; Chordata; Actinopteri; Cypriniformes; Cyprinidae
Product: proton-coupled amino acid transporter 1-like
Exons: 12
Coding region: 284-1702 (472 amino acids)
Biological process (GO): proline transmembrane transport; proton transmembrane transport; L-alanine transport
Cellular component (GO): vacuolar membrane
Molecular function (GO): L-proline transmembrane transporter activity; glycine transmembrane transporter activity; amino acid:proton symporter activity
Source: RefSeq, a predicted model, not a curated record